Messenger RNA from Gekko japonicus, 1072 nucleotides. It is a transcript of the gene LPAR3, whose product is annotated as lysophosphatidic acid receptor 3. The record is from RefSeq and is a predicted model, not a curated record. Gene Ontology annotation, cellular component: membrane. Gene Ontology annotation, molecular function: lysophosphatidic acid receptor activity. Bases 1 to 1068 code for a protein of 355 amino acids. The transcript is spliced from 2 exons. NCBI's taxonomy places the organism in Eukaryota, Metazoa, Chordata, Lepidosauria, Squamata, Gekkonidae. Gene Ontology annotation, biological process: G protein-coupled receptor signaling pathway.
AUGAAUGAGUGCCACUAUGAUAAACGGAUGGACUUUUUUUACAACAGGAGUAAGACACACACUGCAGAUGAGUGGUCAGGGACAACUCUUGUCAUUGUUUUAUGCUUUGGGACUUUUUUCUGCCUCUUCAUUUUCAUCUCAAAUUCCUUGGUCAUUGCUGCUGUGGUCAAAAACAAGAAGUUCCACUUCCCUUUCUACUAUUUGCUAGCCAAUCUAGCUGCUGCGGAUUUUUUUGCUGGCAUUGCUUAUGUAUUCUUGAUGUUCAACACUGGUCCAGUGUCCAAAACGUUAACUGUUAACCAAUGGUUUUUACGCCAAGGACUUCUGGACACCAGCCUGACGGCUUCUCUGGCCAACUUACUAGUCAUUGCUGUUGAGCGGCACAUGUCCGUGGUGCGGAUGAGUGUUCAUAGUAACCUCACAAAGAAGAGAGUCACCUUUUUCAUUUUGUUGAUAUGGGCCAUAGCUAUUUUCAUGGGUGCAGUGCCCACCUUGGGCUGGAACUGUCUCUGUGACAUUUCAACAUGUUCUUCCUUGGCACCUAUUUACAGCAGGAGCUACUUGAUAUUCUGGACAGUCUCCAACCUGGGGGUUUUCUUCAUCAUGGUGGUGGUGUACAUCAGAAUCUACAUGUAUGUCCAGAGGAAAACAAAUGUUUUAUCUCCUCAUACUAGUGGAUCCAUGAGCCGCAGACGGACUCCAAUGAAGCUUAUGAAGACUGUUAUGGCUGUGUUAGGUGCCUUUGUCGUGUGCUGGACUCCUGGCCUCGUAGUUUUGCUCCUUGAUGGCUUGAAUUGCGCUCAGUGUGAGGUUCAGAAUGUAAAGAGAUGGUUCCUUCUCUUGGCUCUGCUGAACUCUGUCAUGAACCCGAUUAUUUACUCUUACAAAGACGACGAGAUGUCCAGUACCAUGAGGCGCAUGAUCUGCUGCUUAAUUGAGGAGAAGAACCAGGAGCGACGUUCUUCCAGGAUCCCUUCCACAGUGCUCAGCAGGAGCAUAGAUUCUUCCAGUCAAUACCUAGAGAAUGGCAUUAGCCAGGGGACUAUUUGUAGCAAAGCCAGCACAUGAGCUG